UUAAUACUAAAACCCUACCCUAAACCCUUCGUCCCAAAAAAAGCUCUCAACUUUUUCGAAUUCUUCCAAUUGUUUAAAGUGUGAUUGUGUAUGAUGGUUGCGGAUGAAAUGGCUAUGAUGAACCCAGAGAAUGAGGAUUUCGAUCCAGAAACAGAGUCGGAAUCGGAAGAUGAAGAAGGAGAUCAGCAAGUCGUAAAGCUGGCUGAACCUUCAAAAACUGCUGUAUAUAACAGGGAUGGUUUGCUUGAAAGGCUGGCUGAUAUCAGUUGGCCUGAUGAUUUGGAUUGGACUCACAGGCUUAGCAUCAACAGGGAGGAGCAAGAAGAGGUGGAUGUGAACGAUGAUUUGGCGAGGGAGCACUCGUUUUACACGCAGGGGUUGGAGGGUAUACGCCAAGCGUACGUCAACUUUCAGUCAACUGGUGAACCAUUUCUGAGGCCCUCUGAUUAUUAUGCGGAAAUGGUGAAGUCAGACACUCACAUGGAGAAAGUUAAGGGCCGACUCUUGGCUGAGAAGAGGAGGAUUGAGGAGUCCGAGGAGAGGAGGAAGGCCAGAGAUAACAAGAAACUUGCGAAGGAUGUACAAGCACAGAAGAUGAAGGAAAGAACUAAGCAGAAGAAGCAAGAGAUUGAGUCUGUUAAAAAGUGGAGGAAGCAGAGGCAACAAAGCGGCUUUGAUAAAGAAGAUGCUGGCGGUCUAGAUUUGGCAUUUAAUGGAGGAAAUGCUGAUAAACCCUAUCAGAGAUCAAAUAAGAAGAGACCUGGUGUAUCUCCCGGAGAUCGUUCAGGUGGGAAAGCAACAUUUGGUGGGAAAGGGAAGGGGUUUGACAAAAAGAGGAAAAGCAGGGAAUUCAAGGAUUCCAAGUUUGGAUUUGGUGGGAGAAAAGGUUUGAAGAAGCAGAACACUGCUGACACUACCAACGAUUUCGGAGGAUUCCACAAAGGUGAUCGUUCUGCAAAAAACAACAAGCGCGUAAAGAGAUAGUUCUGGUUAUCACUUACUACUUUUUGUUGUACUAGACCAAAGUUAUUCCUUUGUUACGCGGAUGAAAUAGUACUUAAUUGAGAGCUAUUGUUA
Molecule: messenger RNA, 1077 nt
Organism: Solanum verrucosum
Lineage: Eukaryota; Viridiplantae; Streptophyta; Magnoliopsida; Solanales; Solanaceae
Product: probable rRNA-processing protein EBP2 homolog
Exons: 2
Coding region: 91-984 (297 amino acids)
Biological process (GO): rRNA processing; ribosomal large subunit biogenesis
Cellular component (GO): preribosome, large subunit precursor; nucleolus; nuclear periphery
Source: RefSeq, a predicted model, not a curated record